CAGUGAAAAUGUCCUCCCUACAAAUAACAACAGUGUCAAUAGCUGAUGAGUGCAAGAAGACUGGUAUCAAAAAAGAAGAUAUUAAAAAUCUUAGGGAUUGGCUGAAAACACAGCCUCACUUACCCCACGACUUAAUAACAGACUUGGACCUUUUACUUGCGUUCCAUGCUUGCAACCAAAGUUUUGGUGUGACGAAGGAUGUCAUAGAUUUACAUUAUACAUUACGAACGAUGUUUAGUAACUUUUUCCACAACAGGAGAGUGGAUGAUCCUCGUGUAUUGAAGGCUUUAGACGUUACAUUGGCAACGCCUUUAGAAGUUAUUUCACACGAAGGCUACACGGUGUCUUACCACUGUUUACUGGACUACGACGCAAAAGUGUUUGUGCUCACCGAUGUUAUUAGGGCUGCAGUAAUGUUGUUGGACCUUUAUCAGUACGAGUACGGUACGUGCUCUGGCCUGAGUCUAAUAAUUGAUUUACAUGGCGUCACACUUUCCCAUUUAGGGAAAUUGGACAUCGUUGUUGUGCAGCAAUUCCUAUAUUAUUUGCAGGAAGCAAUGUUCCUAAAGUUAAAAGAGGUGCAUUUAUUAAACGCACCGUCGUUCGUAGACAAACUAAUGUUUAUAUUGAAACCGUUUAUGAAGAAGGAACUUUUAGACUCAGUGAGGAUUCACGUAAAGGGUUCUUCAACGCUUGAGUCAUAUGUACCGAUGAUUGGAUUACCAAAGGAUGCUGGAGGACAGUUCAAGAGUUGUAAAGAAAUUAGAGAGGAGACGUUAGCUAAAUUAAUGGAUAAUGCAGAUUUCUUCUUGAAGAUGAACGACAAAAGAGUAACGGAAUCGUUGCGUCCAGGGAAAGGGAUGGACUUGUCUAUAUUCGGAAGUGUUGAAGGAUCUUUUAAGAAGUUGGAUAUUGAUUAA
This is a messenger RNA of Papilio polytes (common Mormon), 920 nucleotides long. Its product is annotated as alpha-tocopherol transfer protein-like. Gene Ontology annotation, cellular component: membrane. NCBI's taxonomy places the organism in Eukaryota, Metazoa, Arthropoda, Insecta, Lepidoptera, Papilionidae. Gene Ontology annotation, molecular function: phosphatidylinositol bisphosphate binding. The coding region runs from base 9 to 920 and encodes 303 amino acids. The record is from RefSeq and is a predicted model, not a curated record. The transcript has 6 exons.